Messenger RNA from Exophiala dermatitidis NIH/UT8656, 1057 nucleotides. RefSeq lists its product as uncharacterized. The record is from RefSeq and is a predicted model, not a curated record. The coding region runs from base 404 to 979 and encodes 191 amino acids. Gene Ontology annotation, molecular function: protein kinase activity; ATP binding. The transcript has a single exon. Lineage: Eukaryota; Fungi; Ascomycota; Eurotiomycetes; Chaetothyriales; Herpotrichiellaceae. Gene Ontology annotation, biological process: protein phosphorylation.
GGCAUUUCAACCAUACCUAGGUACGGCUUGUCGAACAGGCCCGCAGUGCAUUCCCCGCCCCGCUUUGGCGGCAGUGGUAAGGUAUGCUUCUGUAUUACUUUACGGAAUCGGUCAUCAUCAUAUCCAUGCCAACAGAUCAAAAAACCUGUGUGGUACGGUGACUUGAGAAAUACCGCCGAAGCACGUUCAGGGGUCAACUACUAGAAUCAUCAUCACUGGCAAUCGAGCCGCAAAAAUAUACCGUGGCAACGACGAGAAUUUCCACCGAGAAUGCAAUGUCCUGCGGCGACUAGGCAGGCACCCCAAUGUGGUAGAAUUGCUUGACGUCCAACUUGAAGACAGAACACUUGUUCUGCAGGCUGGACGAUGCCUGCGAGAGAUACUACAAGAGGGCGACCGUGACAUGGACAUCUCAGAUAAAAGGCAAGAAAAAUGCGUCAGCGGACUUGCCUGUGGGUUGCAGUACGUGCAUGAUAACAACAUCAUACACGCCGAUCUCAACGCUGCCAACGUUAUUAUCUCCGGAGAUGAUCACGAUGUUGCCAUGUGGCUGGACUUUGGGGGCUCUCAAAUUGACGACCAAGAGGCCCUGGCCAACUAUGACGAGUACAGUUAUCGGCCACCAGAGUUUCCAGAUGAUCCUCCUGUUAGCCGGGCAACUGAUAUCUUUGCUUUUGGCUGUACCGUGUUCGAAAUCGAGACAGGCGCACCGCCCUUCUACCACGAGACCAAGCACAUGUCGCAGGCCGGAAAAAUGUCAUACCUCGAGGACAAGUAUCGCCAACGACUCUAUCCGUCCGUGGAAAAUCUACGCUUCGGCCGCAUAAUCAUGGGUUGUUGGGAGGGACGAUACGAGUCGAUGAACGAUCUGAAUCAAGAUUUAAAUUCCAUGGAUGUACAGCGAUCCCAGCCAUUAUCGUGGUAUGAUUCAAUCCCAGCUAUGAGGACGGCAAUUCGCAACGGCCUCCGGCGAUUUUAGCUUUGCCCAAACAAACAACGGAGCAGCUAUUGAGGGAAUGUGGUCAUCAUCAAAGUCAUCAUCAAAGUCAUCAUCAAA